AUGGAUCAAUUGAAAGUUGUAAAUAAUGAAGUUAUGGAGGACAUCCGACCACGAUGUAACUCAGACUCCAAACUCAUACGACCACCACCCGGAAAAGGUGCGAGGACGAUCGAAAAUAUUGUGGUGCUUCCAGAAAUUUUGGUGGAAGAUUUCUCGGAAAGAAAGCUUCAGGUAAAAGAGAAAUUUGAGACUGGUUCUUUAAAAAUUAAAGAUGAUUUCAGGAGAUGUAGUGAUGUAGGAUUUAAAAAUGAAUUGGAACCGUUUCAGAGACCUCGCGCUAGUACCUGUCCGGAUGAUAUGUUCCGUCCGAUACGGAAACGUCCUUCGACCCCACCCCCACGGGAUAUGGAACACGCUGCCAUUCGAAGGGAUAUGAAAAAUAAACGCAGGUCGGGGGGCAAGUUUUCAUUCGCACCCCACAGUCUUAGUAAAGUGACAGAGGACUCUUUGGAGAGUGCGAAAACAGACGCAUUAAUCGAAGAUAUAGAAACACAAUGUGAUACGACUUUGUGUAGUUCUGGUUUGUGA
Ylistrum balloti is the source of this 528-nucleotide messenger RNA. RefSeq lists its product as uncharacterized. The record is from RefSeq and is a predicted model, not a curated record. The coding region runs from base 1 to 528 and encodes 175 amino acids. The transcript has a single exon. Lineage: Eukaryota; Metazoa; Mollusca; Bivalvia; Pectinida; Pectinidae.